AUGGCCGAGCCGCCGGCAGCGCCGGCCCCCGAGGGCGAGGAGGGCCCGGUGCGCUUCGCCCGCAAGGGCGCCCUGCGGCAGAAGAACGUGCACGAGGUGAAGAACCACAAGUUCACGGCGCGGUUCUUCAAGCAGCCCACCUUCUGCAGCCACUGCACCGACUUCAUCUGGGGCUUCGGCAAGCAGGGCUUCCAGUGUCAAGUUUGCUGCUUCGUCGUGCACAAGCGGUGCCAUGAGUUCGUCACCUUCUCCUGUCCUGGCGCUGACAAAGGCCCUGCCUCUGAUGAUCCCCGGAGCAAGCACAAAUUCAAAAUCCACACGUACUCCAGCCCCACCUUCUGCGACCACUGCGGGUCGUUGCUGUACGGGCUCAUCCACCAGGGCAUGAAAUGUGACACCUGCAUGAUGAACGUGCACAAGCGCUGCGUGAUGAACGUGCCCAGCCUGUGCGGGACGGACCACACGGAGCGCCGGGGGCGGAUAUACAUCCGGGCAGACAUCGACAAGGAUGUGCUCACCGUCGUAGUAAGAGAUGCUAAAAACCUAGUUCCUAUGGACCCUAAUGGCUUGUCAGAUCCCUACGUGAAGCUUAAACUAAUCCCUGACCCCAAAAAUGAAAGCAAACAGAAGACCAAAACUAUCAAGUGCUCCCUGAAUCCUGAGUGGAACGAGACAUUUAAAUUCCAACUGAAAGAGGCAGACAAAGACAGGCGGUUGUCUGUGGAGAUCUGGGACUGGGAUCUGACCAGCAGGAAUGAUUUCAUGGGCUCCUUGUCCUUUGGGAUCUCUGAGCUGCAGAAGUCGGGAGUGGAUGGAUGGUUUAAGCUGCUGAGCCAGGAGGAGGGGGAGUAUUUCAACGUCCCAGUGCCUCCCGAGGGAGAAGAAGGAAACGAGGAACUGAGGCAGAAAUUUGAGAGAGCCAAGAUCGGAACUGGGUCCAAGGCUGCGGAUGAGAAGACAAGAAAUGCCAUUUCCAAAUUUGACAACAACGGGAGCAGAGAUCGGAUGAAGCUUUCGGACUUCAACUUCCUGAUGGUGCUGGGAAAAGGAAGCUUUGGGAAGGUGAUGCUGGCGGAGAGGAAGGGCACAGACGAGCUCUAUGCUGUGAAGAUCCUGAAGAAGGACGUUGUUAUCCAGGAUGAUGAUGUGGAGUGCACGAUGGUGGAAAAACGUGUCCUGGCUCUCUCCGGGAAGCCUCCGUUCCUGACCCAGCUCCACUCCUGCUUCCAGACCAUGGAUCGCUUGUAUUUUGUGAUGGAAUAUGUGAAUGGUGGGGACUUGAUGUACCAGAUCCAGCAGGUCGGGAGGUUCAAGGAGCCCCACGCAGUGUUCUACGCAGCAGAAAUAGCCAUUGGCCUCUUCUUCCUGCAGAGCAAAGGCAUCAUUUAUCGAGACCUGAAGCUGGACAACGUGAUGCUGGAUAGCGAGGGGCACAUAAAGAUCGCAGACUUCGGCAUGUGCAAGGAGAACAUCUGGGACGGGGUGACCACCAAGACCUUCUGUGGCACUCCGGACUACAUCGCGCCCGAGAUAAUUGCUUACCAGCCCUAUGGGAAGUCUGUGGAUUGGUGGGCGUUUGGAGUCCUGCUCUAUGAGAUGUUGGCUGGCCAGGCCCCCUUUGAGGGAGAAGAUGAAGACGAGCUCUUCCAGUCCAUCAUGGAGCACAACGUCGCCUACCCCAAGUCCAUGUCCAAGGAGGCAGUGGCCAUCUGCAAAGGGCUGAUGACCAAGCACCCCGCCAAGCGCCUGGGCUGCGGCCCGGAGGGGGAGCGGGACAUCAAGGAGCACGCCUUCUUCCGCUACAUCGACUGGGACAAGCUGGAGCGCAAGGAGAUCCAGCCCCCCUUCAAGCCAAAGGCUAAAGACAAGCGCGACACUUCCAACUUCGACAAAGAGUUCACCCGGCAGCCGGUGGAGCUCACGCCCACGGAUAAACUCUUCAUCAUGAACUUGGACCAGAACGAGUUUGCUGGAUUCUCCUACACUAACCCCGAGUUUGUCAUUAACGUGUAGUCGCGGUGCCAGCCCUCUCCUCGCUGUCCCAACUCCAGGUCGCCUUGUACAUACCGACACUAGUCUUCCGGGAUUAGCAGUGCAGACACACAUUCCCUCCCGCCAAACACGCCGACCGCUUCUCCUAGGAGGCCUCUCCAUGUCCGUGCCACUCGCUAGCUUGGUUUCCCUAGCCGGAGGUGUCCGGGGUGCCAGUUACCGAUCAGUGAUACUUCUAGGAACUGUAGUUGGUGGUGACUAAUAGAGUUUUCAAACAGAAAUAUACCAAAUUGCUACAGUCUCUGUAAUUUUUGCAGUGGAAUGCUGAGAUCCCAGUGACCCAGCUACUCCCAAAGCGUUGCUGUGGAAUGCUAAGCAUGGUUGAUCGCUUAAAGCGUUGUGCUGAAGCUUGCAAUGAGUGUGAGCUUGUCUUAGAGGAGCCUUUUGUUCAAGACAUGGGUACAUUUGAUCAGUGUGGAAAAAUCUGCUUAUAGACCUAUAUUUUUCAAUGCAUUGUCUAUAGGGUCAGCCCGGCUCUCUGGAGUGUCCUCCCCCACCAUCCUUCCCCGUGCUCGGGCAUUACGACUCCAAACCAAUCCCAUGCCAGUUCUUGUAAAUCAGAGCAAAUCUUUUUCUAAGUGAAAGGUGGGGGUUUUUUUGUAACAUCUGGAACAGUUUGCAGUUUUGAUACGCUCUGUCAGCACUCGCAUAAAUCUUUCGCAGACACUGUCGAGAUGUAACAGCUCUGUAAAGGAUAUUAAUAUUCUACCAAAACAGAACACAUUUAUAUUCUCGGUUUACAAUUUACCAACUGAAAACACGCCCAAGACCAAAGGGCUGCACUGAGGGCUAUUUAUAACGGAAACUUUUCUACUUUACACCCUCUGCUAUUCUCUUCCAGGCUCCAAACCCAUGGAUUUCACAGGCAUCUUGAUUUCCCUGAUUUCCACCAAAAUUCCUGGGGGUUUUAGUCAGUAAUCCAGGACCUUCUGCAUAAUUUAAAAAAAAAAACUAUGAAUGAGAAGAGACAAUUUUGUAGCUGUUCGUGAGGCAGAGCCGUGGUGUGUGGGAGGGCAGGGGUGGGCAGGAGGAGGCAGGAGUGAGCAGGGGCUGGAAGGAGGGCACAACAGGCAGGAGCGGGCAGGGGUGGGCAGGAGGAGACAGGGGUGAGCAGGGACUGGAAGGAGGGGACAACAACAGGCAGGAGCAGACAGGUGGUCAGGAGUGGGCAGGUGGAGGCAGGAGCAGGCAGAUGUAGGAUAGGGUAGGCAGGGGCAGGCAGGAGGGGAUGAGAGCAACCAGAAGCAGGUAGGAGCAGGCAGGUGUGGGCAGGGGCAGACAGUAGCAAGGGCAGGCAGGUGGAGGAAGAAGCAGGCAGGGGAGGUCAGGAGUGGACAGGCAGGAGCAAGGGCAGGCAGAUGAGGGCAGGAGUGGAUAGGGGCAGGUAGGAAGGAGCAGGUAGGUGUGGGCAAGAGCAGGCAGGAGUGGGCAGGGGUGGUCAGGGACAGACAGAUGUGGGCAGGGGCAGGCAGGGGCUGCCCAUCAGAAGCUGGGCAGUGGCUCUGGCUGUUGGGCACACAGAGGCCUCUGGAUCCCCGUCCCCACUCCCGUCCCAGCCCAGACUGGCUGGUUUGCAGAACCCCCCUGUGUGUGUUUGCUGAACCAGCAGCGGUUCUGCUGUGCACAGCCAUUCCUCCGUGCCAUGGGGAAUUGGGGUGGGAUUUUAUCAGUCAGGAGGAGUUCCAUAGAGGAAAUUCUGGUUGUAGAUCUUUUAUAAACAUCAAGCUAUACCUUUGGAAAUUUUCUUUUCUUUUGAUGAUUCCUUGAGAACAAAGGCUGCGGGCAGCGAAGCCGAUGUCCCGGUGCCAGGACGGGUGUCCUCGCUCCGUUACCAGCCACGGGCACUGUCCUGUGCCUGCUGGGGCGUGAGCCGAGCCCGCGGCCCCGGGUCCUGCCCUGGGCUGGAGGAAACCAAACCAAACCCAGAAAAACUGCAAAUUGUGCCAGAUGGAGGAGGGUGUUUAUGAGAGGCCCAGGCAGGCUCGGGGGGCUGGGGGCUGGUGAGGGCUCCCGUGGGCCCGGCGUGUUCCCGAGGAUGUCCCGCCAUCCUCUGCAGCCCACAGCUGAUGGCAGAGCAUGUGUGUUACUGUGACCUUCAAACCUGUUGCUGCAGAAUUAGUGUUACUUCAGUGGUGAAUGUUUUUUAUUUCCGUAUCUUCGGCUCUGAAGGCGCUCCCAGGUCUGCCCAGGAUGCUGCUGGAAGGUCUCCGGGGCUGAGGGGCACCUUGGGGCUGUGGGCACGUGCAGGGGGGAGUCACAUCUUUUCUGUUUAGGACUUCUGUGUCUGUGUUGGGGUGACACUCGUGUGUGGAGCAGGCGUUGCUGGACACUGAACAAACUGGGUGGCCCUGGAGGGGACCUGUGGGGAAGCCAGGGCUGGCACCAGGCAGCCUGGGUGGCAGCUUUGGGAUUGAGAUCCAUGUUCUGGGGAGAGUUUGGCAAAGGCUGGGUCCUCUUCACAGGGCUCGUACCGUCAUUAUUCCUGACGUUGUCCAUUCUGCUGCUUGCCAAACUCUUAUUUCAAGGUUUAUUUCCAGAUGACCUGUUUCUUCUGUGGAGAAACGUGUAAUGGGAUGUGCCUGGCCCUGCACAGACGCUCAGAUCUGUGUGGACUCCUCCAAGGAAGGGCAGGGUGACAGGGGUUGAGUCACUGUUUACUGUAAUUUGAUGAUUUAAUCUUCACUAUUGGAUGGGGAGAGCAGAGCUGCAGGAGGAUGCUCAGAGCUGAGUUUCAGGAGAGCCCCAUUCACCAAUGCCCAGGUGCUCUAAUGAUGGAGAAAGCCCAGUAAAUCCAUACCAGUAAAUCCAUACCUGGAGCACGUGGUGUCCCCACUGCUGUGUGUGUGUGUCAGAGCAGUGCUGGGGACAAGGGCACAGUGUGAGGCAGGAGAAGGAUGCUCGUGGGGGACAGAGGUGGCACCUCAGCCCACUGAUGCAGGGGGGGCUUGCUGGGUGCCCCUGGCCACUUGCUGCUGCUGGGGGAGGGGGUGCAGGUCUGGUGUCCCCCAUGGAUGCAGUGGGACCGGCAGCAGGGUCGGGCAGUGGCAGAGGGGGAGGGCUGAGGGGGCAGGACAUGCGCUGCAAAGAUGGCAAGUCCUGACUUUGUGCAAGGCUGGAUUACAUCCUAGUGCUGCAGGUAAGUGGGGUUCAGGCUCUCAGGUGGUUUCCCUGGGACAGGAUGGAUCAGACAGUUCCACCUUGGCCAGUGGCUGCUCCGUGCACAGAACCUGCCCCACUCCUGCUCCCAGUGCAGCUCUGUUUGCAUGGGGCUGGGGACCUGCUGCUGCACUUGCCUCCCCUGGCUGGAGCCCUGAGCAGCCUUCUCAUGCUGAGUCCUAUCACCCAAGGAGUUAUCGAUUGAUUUAAUCCAUUUAAUAAAUAAAUGCGAGUUUGCACAGUGGCCAACCCAUGUAGACAGAGAGCCUCAAGGAUGGAAGAUGAGCAAGCACAGGGCAGUCAAUGUGCUCUGAUGAUUGUGAAUCCCAGAGCUCUGAUCUAAGGGAAGAACCAGGGGAGUUCUAGCACAGAACACAGGAUCACGCUGUUCCAAAGGUUAGGAUUGCACCUGGAGGGUGGAACUCUCUCCCACUGCUGAGUUCUGUGACUUGCCCACGGUAGCAGGAGCAGGUGAGCCUGUCUGACCACACGCCUCUGGAUCCGUGCAUGGAAGUGUCACCCAAGCUGUUUAUUUCUGAUCACAUUCAAAGUGGCAAUUAAAACAAGGAAAAAAAAAAGAAAAAUGUUUAUUGUUGAACAGUUUGUGUUUGUGCAUUUGAUUUCACCUGCAAGUAUCUGAUGACUUUUCUACAUCCUAGACUACCUGCUGUGUGUUGUCAAACGGUUCUCAUUAAGAUCUCCUUUUAGAUGGGCAUAUACUCUUGAUUCGAUUUGCUGCAUGUAUGAGAAAAUAAAAUAUAUAAUUUUAAA
Messenger RNA from Lepidothrix coronata (blue-crowned manakin), 5979 nucleotides. RefSeq names its product protein kinase C beta (gene PRKCB). The coding region runs from base 1 to 2013 and encodes 670 amino acids. Gene Ontology annotation, biological process: protein phosphorylation. The record is from RefSeq and is a predicted model, not a curated record. Gene Ontology annotation, molecular function: zinc ion binding; diacylglycerol-dependent serine/threonine kinase activity; ATP binding. Lineage: Eukaryota; Metazoa; Chordata; Aves; Passeriformes; Pipridae. The transcript is spliced from 17 exons.